UUGGUUAAGUUGAAGUUUUGGCCUAAACUGAUUUCAGAAGGUGUCAACAGCCCAGGUUACAAACAGUCUCUGUACUAAGAUAAACAAGGUUCAAUUUGCAAGAUGGCAAAGAGCAUACCAACCACUUCGUUUUAUGGAAGCAGGAGAACAACAAUUCGAAUAACGAAUCAUGGGGUUGAGGAAAAAGAAGCAAAUUUGGGAAUUAUUGUCCCUGAUGCUUUUAACAGUGAUAUAGAAGAUGAAGAGAGUGAUGAAAAUGAGAACAAUGAUGUCAUUAUCAGAGGAGACAUGAAUAUCAGUAAUGAUGAUGAUGGUGAAGACAGUGAUGAUUGUGAUGAUUAUCAUUAUGAUGAUAAUGAACAUGGAGAGAACAAUGUUUUCACCUUCCCAGAGAACCCAGUUCCUGAUAAUGUAGUCAAAACCACACCAGAAGGCACAUCAGUUACCAGAAAAUCAGCUACAAAAAGCAAAGCAACCAUGAAAAUCCCAAUGCCAAGAUGGCGCAAGAGGGAAGCUGCCGUGGUUAACAGUGUGUUCUGUGGAGAACCUCUACCAAGUCCACCCAAUGAAGUUUUGACACCAAUAGAAUACUUCAAAAACUUUUUUGAUGAUCAGCUGAUAGGUCACAUAUCUGAGCAGACAAACCUGUACUCUGUGCAAAAAAAUGGAUCGUCAGUUGCUACAACAGCUGAUGAGAUAGAGCAAUAUAUUGGUAUACUUUUGCUUAUGGGUAUUUACAAAAUCCCUCAGUAUAGAAUGUACUGGUCAAGAGAACUGAACAUUUCCAGCAUUUCAGAAACAAUGCCUGUAAACCGCUUUGACAAAAUCAAAAGCUUUUUUCAUUGCAAUGACAACUCAAAAAAUGUGCAGAGAAGUCACCCAGAGUUUGACAAACUCUUCAAAGUAAGGCCAGUGAUAGAUUCUGUUCAAAAUAAAUGUAGGAAGGUUCCACAAGAGGAAAAGCACUCUAUUGAUGAACAGAUCAUUCCUACAAAGGGCAGGUCUCCAAUAAGGCAGUAUAUUCCCAACAAGCCACAUAAAUGGGGAAUAAAGGUUUGGGCACGCUGUGGAGUCAGUGGCAUUGUUUAUGAUUUUGAUGUUUACACUGGUGCUUCUCCAAAGGGGAAUCUAGAUGAGUCAUUGCAAAAUUUUGGUGUUGGUGGUAAUGUGGUGGCUCGCCUAUCAUCAACGCUGCAAAGAAAUGUUGGCUACAAGCUUUAUUUUGAUAAUUACUUCUCUUCCGUCGCACUGAUGCAGUAUCUUCAAAAGGAAAGGAUCUGGGCUGUAGCAACAAUACGGGCAGACAGACUGAAAGGUGCAGAGAAAGUCCUAGAAGACAAAAAAAGCUUGAGCAAGAAGGGAAGAGGGUCCAGUGACUGGUGUGUUGAUGCCAACAGUAAUGUUGUGAUUGUUCGUUGGAUGGACAAUGGAGUUGUUCAAUUAAUUUCAAAUUACAUUGGCAAAGAUGAUGGUUCCAAGGCUCAAAGGUGGUCAGCUAGAGAAAAGAAGUUUAUAACUAUAUCUCGACCUCUGAUGGUUGAAGAGUAUAACUUGCACAUGGGGGGAGUCGAUUUAUGUGACAUGCUGAUGGCUCUCUACCGGAUAAGACUUCGCUCUAACAAAUACUACAUGCAUAUCAUUUAUUAUUGUAUUGGCGUGUCAGUCAUCAAUGGAUGGCUUCUCUAUAGAAGGCACUGCAUGCAGCUAGGAAUUCCAAGUAAAGAUGAAUUGACAUUGAUUCAAUUUCAGUCAAUGGUUGCAAAUGCCUUGACACUUGCUGGGAAGAGCACACAGCCAAGAAGAGGACGGCCAUCGAUUACCCCCCCUCCAAAGAAGAAAACAAAAUGUCAUGCUGUAGCAACACCCAUCAAUGAUGUUUGCUUUGAUAAUGUUGGGCAUAUCCCAGAUUUUGAGGAGAAGCAACAGAGAUGUCGUUACUGUCCUAAGGGGUACUCUGCAGUCAAAUGUGUGAAAUGUAAAGUUCAUCUCUGCUUUGUACGAGGGAGAAACUGCUUCAAGAAUUUCCAUUCAAAGUGAAGAUUAGGACCAUUUGCUAGGCAUUAACUGCAGUAUGAUAGGUUCAAGAUUGUCAGUUGAUUUAAGAGUUUUAAAGUUCAUGUUGAGUUGUUAUAAAAUAUAUGAACAGUAUAUACCUUCUGUUAUCACUUGUACCACAACGGAAUCAAUAUGUAUGUAGAACAGCCCAGGGGGAGAAAGUGCUAAUUAUCAAAAGGCCAAUCCUCUUUCCAAAAGCCCUAUCUGAACUGAAAAUUCAAAUAAUUGGCUAUCUGUCUUAAUAAAGUGUGUGGAAAUAUACAGAAAACCACAUUUUUAGAUAUUUUGAUAUUUCAUUAUCAGCAACAACUUUAUACCAUUGCUGCAUAAUGUUGUUGUGGGACAACAAUCUGACAUGACAUCAUCUUCUAAUAAUAAUGUCAAAAUUGGUCUGAAAAUAGUUCUCCACAUCAAAAUAAAACAUUCUAGUGCAAAAAAA
Messenger RNA from Rhopilema esculentum, 2494 nucleotides. Lineage: Eukaryota; Metazoa; Cnidaria; Scyphozoa; Rhizostomeae; Rhizostomatidae. The record is from RefSeq and is a predicted model, not a curated record.